UUCUUUUUAAAAUUUGAUUCUUUGUGCAUAGCUCAACUACAUCAUGCGGAAAGAGAAGAGCCCUGGCGUGAAGAUCCUAUGGAUUUGGACCUUUGGAACAGCUGCUAUACUCGUUGCUAAUGUGAUGAGAACCAGAAUAAGGGACCUGCAAGCCGUCAUGAACGCUGAACAACAGCAACAACAACAACAUGAUGCCGCUAACACUGAUUCCCCUCUUGUGGAUACAUUAACAUCUGACCCUACUAUUUCAGAGGAUAAAGAUUGAUUUGCAUUUUAUUAUUGAUUUCUUGUUCAGGUCUUUGAGGUUGUCGUAUGCGACAUGUUUGUUGAAUGUCCUGACUAAAAACUAAGGCUGGCCCAACCAGCGAAUUUUGGAAACCAAAUCCGGAUGGUGAAAAUUUUA
This is a messenger RNA of Gastrolobium bilobum, 403 nucleotides long. RefSeq lists its product as uncharacterized. The record is from RefSeq and is a predicted model, not a curated record. The coding region runs from base 44 to 265 and encodes 73 amino acids. Lineage: Eukaryota; Viridiplantae; Streptophyta; Magnoliopsida; Fabales; Fabaceae. The transcript is spliced from 2 exons.